This is a messenger RNA of Elaeis guineensis (African oil palm), 1630 nucleotides long. RefSeq lists its product as uncharacterized. The record is from RefSeq and is a predicted model, not a curated record. Gene Ontology annotation, molecular function: DNA-binding transcription factor activity; DNA binding. Lineage: Eukaryota; Viridiplantae; Streptophyta; Magnoliopsida; Arecales; Arecaceae. Gene Ontology annotation, biological process: regulation of DNA-templated transcription.
GGCCUAAGUAACUCCAUCCAUCGCUCUCUCUGGUCCCCCUCCCCACCGGUAUAAGAAUCCUGGAGAGUCCCACAAACCGAAGACCCUGUAUUAACCUUCUCUCAUUCUUCAUAGCGAUCCUUCAUUUCUCUCCCUAUAUCCAAUCUCUCCACCACCACCACUGCCUCCUCUUCAGAUCUCUUGUAUAGAGAUUUGUGGUUGUAGUAUUGAUUCAAGCGGUAGUAGUAGCAGAAGCAGUGAGUAGUGGUCGAGCUAAUUUACAAGCUUCGCUACCAGACCGACAUGCCAUCUCGCUUCCUCCUUUUGGAACGACUAUUCGUCAUCCGCUGCCCCUCGCAAGCAGUACUACUCGAAGCCUCCUCCUCCCGUGUCCUCCUCCCGGAGCGCCGGGCUAUCUGGCUCAACCUUCUCACCGGCCUCAUCUUCCUCUUCUUCCGCCUUGUCUGUCUCCUCUUCCCCAAUCGUUAAGCACUCCUUCACCAUGGGCCUCAGCUCCAAUCAGGCUUCCGCCACCGGCCUCGACUGGUCCCAGGAUAUAUUGAGGAAUGGAGGGUUGGAGAUGCCCAAGCUGGCGAACCACGCGAGGAACCAGCAGCAGCAGCAGCAGAGGCAGCACUGGCCGCCGCUGGUGUGCCCGAGGUGCGAGUCCAGCAACACCAAGUUCUGCUACUACAACAACUACAGCAAGUCGCAGCCACGGCACUUCUGCAAGACCUGCCGCCGGCACUGGACCGAAGGCGGCACCCUCCGCAACGUCCCCGUCGGCGGCGGCCGCAAGAACAAGCGCCAGAAGAACACUCCAACCACUUCCACCUCCGGUGAGGGUUCUGCUGCUGAUAAUAAUGAUACAAAACCCGGCAUCACAAAUAGCGGUUCGGUGAUGCCUCCUCAGCCUCAGCGCCACCAGAAGCAGUCCUUAUUACCGUUCGCCCGCGAUCACUGCAGCAGCAUCUUUCCUGAAGUCCUCCGCCAGGUGCUGCUUCGCCCGCCGUCGAUGCCGCUGCAGGCCGAAUACAGCGUCGCCGGCAGCUUCAUGGGCUCGCCGCAGGCAACCGAUACCCCGUUACCUCCACCUUCUCAGUUCACCACCACAAUGCCUCUCACCAUCAAUUCAUACAGCAGCAUCGUCCAUCCUUUCUCCACCACCUCCUCCUCCUCCUCCUACUUCCCAUAUCUCUCAAUUUCUGAGGGUCCAAGCACCAACAUCAACAUUUCCAUGGGGAGUUCAUGGCCGGUGGCGCCGCCUCCGCCGCCCGUUUCGGAUCCUUCUUCAGCGUAUUGGAGUGGUUGGGAGGAUGACAUAUCCGGCUACGCUACUACAGAACUCAAACUUCCCCACGGUGACAAAACCGAGCAGCCAUGAAGGAAGAGAGGAAUGUUUGUCUCGUUGCUGCUUUGAUGCUUAUAGUUUAGGACAGUGUGUGUGCUAGAAUACUAUAGUGAUGUGCGGUGCUAUGUCAAGGAUCUUGUCGGGAUGUGAGACCAUCCUUAGGAGUGCGGUUUCAGGUUGUAAGGUGAAGUGUCUGUCCGCUUUUAUCUUCUCAUGUUGCAACUUUCAUGUAUUGUAGGCCAUGGCUUCUGUGGAUAGGCAAUAAUAAACAGUUAGUGUGAUACAGUUGUAAGAGGCAAA